Phytomonas sp. Hart1 is the source of this 2565-nucleotide messenger RNA. NCBI's taxonomy places the organism in Eukaryota, Euglenozoa, Kinetoplastea, Trypanosomatida, Trypanosomatidae. The record is from the annotation of a GenBank genome assembly.
AUGGAGUCUGUGGCUACACAAGACGCUUCCCGGAGACCUUCUGACGAGAAUGAUAUCAAAAUCAUUGCUGACACAAAUGAUUAUCACGAAUCGUUUGGAUAUGGUUACCAAGUAAAAAAUAAAUCGGGCAUUUUUUCUUCUGCAGUGAGAGCUGGAGAAAUUUCCAAGUCACAGGUUCAGUCUGUAGGUGAGCAGGGAAGGUUGUGUUGUCUUCGCGACGAACAACCGGCGUCGAAGAUUGGAGCUAAUAGACAGUGGAAACAGUCUUGUAAAAAAGUGUUGGAUUUGAGGGAGCCAACAGAUCCUUCACGUAGGUCUCUACAGGAGACACUUCAUACAACGCAUCCGUCUUUUGGAGAGCAAGCAGUGCCACGUAAAAGGGACAUCGAGCUGCCACAAGAGACAAUGAAUUGUUUCAAAUCCUUAGAGAGAUCAACGACAUUGGACUUUAGUCCUGAUUCUAACGUAUGUGGCCCUGAAAACUUUCCAAAGGCAACACUAACCCUUAGUUUAUCAUCCCCAGAGGUGCUGAAAAAGUGUGAUGCGUUUCAUGACGUGAAUAAUGCUGGUGCACCACCUGGUACUUUUAGUGCGGAGGUCAGAAGCCCUCGGACAGCUCCGACCAAUAUUCCUGCUUACAGCUCUGACGUCAGAUGUAGACUGACGCGGAGUCCGCGAAUACAACCCCCAUUGCAAGACGACCCAGCAUUUAUAAGGCAACCCUCUCCAACUAAAAGAGAUCGCUAUCAUAACAUGGAAGUCAACGCGUCGUUCGGUUCGUCAUCACCGCUGCGAGGCUUAGCGCAGUCACCCGACGUGUUUCCACAGAUCGGACCCUCUCAGCGGGGUGGUGAUGACAUCCACAAGAAACAGUCGAGAAGAAGCAGCUCGAAGUGGCGUUUAUCGCACUCAGAGUACGUGGUCGAUGCAAAAUUAGAACAGCAGUUGUAUGUAUUACUUGGGGACGACAAUAAACCUGUAAGCCGUCCUGAAAUACAACGCUGGGUAUUAAUCAACAAAAGCAAGGACACAACCUUUACGGCAGAGUAUACCUUUGAGGAUCCUGAAGAUGUUCUCAUUCUUUCCGGUGCCGUCGUCGUGCCAAACGGGCACUAUUUAGUGACGGUGCCAUCGGGGGAAUGGCGCCUUGUCGCGGAGGGCCCCCCCACUCAUGCUUCGAUCAUCGUCCGUACCGGACGAUGCGCGUCCUAUUCAAAACCCGAAACGUUAAUCAGUGGAGGGCUUGUGCGAGGGACGCAGAACACCGUUGCGGUGACCGACCAACUCAUGCUCGCGCUGAUGAAGGAGCUGAGGUUGCUGUCGGACGUGCUUCACGAGCGGCGGCCGCGGGUCCUCGCGGGGCUAUGUACGCGCCACGGCGUCGACUACGUGGACCUGUCCUUCCCGCCCCUCACGGCCUCCCUGGGCCAUCGCGUGGAUUCCCCAGGCCAGGUCCCGCUCAUGGUGCGAUGGGCUCCUGUGGGCGUUCGGCCCACCGUUCGUGCGCGGCCGACCGCGCUGCGGGUGGGCCCUUUGGGGGACCACAGCGUGGCGUCGGCCCUGCGCACCCUGGCGGAGGCCCCCUGGUCGCUCCAACGGUCUUUCUUUAACCCUACCAACGAAGAUGAGGCCGUUGGGGUGUACGGGGUGUGGCUCGCACAACGCGGGUUGUGGGGCCUCGUGUCGGUGGAUGGCUACUUCCCGUGCGUCCAGGACGCGCGGACGGGCCGCCUCACCGCCUAUGGUUGCACCAGCGCACCCGUCUACGACCUCUGGGUGGCGAUCUGUGAAAAGGCAUUGGCAAAGGUCGCGGGGUCCUACUCGGCAUUGCGGGUGCUUGCGGCCGCUCAUGUAAUUAGCUCCUUCACGGGCGGCCCUGCCGAGGUCUGGGAUUGGUGGAAAAAAGAUCGAAUACGAGCUUUUCUUGAGAUGGAUGCAGUCAUCAAUACCAAUGCACGUGGUUUCGGCAUUGUGCUCCUUACUACUGCGGACGUUGCUUUGUCAACCUCUGUGAUAAGCCCAAUUGGGCGGAAGGGAACCGAGGUCCAUGUACCUGGUAAAGCACCUACAGAGGUUACUGAUGUGGACAUCCGAAAUAAAUCUUCUGACUUGGACGAGAUACUUCAUUUUUUUCAGCGAACAGGGCUAGAGCCUGGGACCACGUAUCAAGUUUUGUGUGUCGCUGAAGAUGCGAAGGGUGGGCUGAAGGUACUCAUGCGGGAUUGGCGAAAACGACCCCGACAUGCAGCACCAAGUACCGAGCCGACUCUUUGUUUAUCAGGUUGCAAAAGGGGAUCAUUGUCUGAGGAUGUCGAGCAGUUCGAGGCGGACGCGAUGUCUGAAUCAGACAGCUUCUGUAUUUGGCUAACAUUUGAAGAUGAAGUGCUAAAAUUUUGUCAGCGGUGUGAUGUCUGCUUCGACUGUCGUUGCUUUCAUGAUGUGCGAGUCGUUGUUCCUUUUCAAGGGAGACCGAUUGCUACACCCUUGUUUUUUUCCGUGUGCGCAUACUGCCAGCCCCGCAUGACAAUCCUGCGCGACUAUGGAUCGGCUUUCACCAACCACUAG